Molecule: messenger RNA, 2136 nt
Organism: Fusarium proliferatum ET1
Lineage: Eukaryota; Fungi; Ascomycota; Sordariomycetes; Hypocreales; Nectriaceae
Exons: 2
Coding region: 1-2136 (711 amino acids)
Source: RefSeq, a predicted model, not a curated record
AUGCGUUUCUCUACCGGUCUGCUCCUGGCUGCGGCCUCGAGCGUCAUGGGUCAGCGGUUCACCAACUCCAGUAUCCCUGCUACUGAGUCCGCUACCACCACCUCAGACGUUGCUCCCACCGGCUCUGCUGAGGCUGCUCAGCCUGUCGAUCUCAGCGGUGCUAAUCUGGGACCCGGUGCCUCGUUCGUCACUCGCCCUGAUGGAAGCAUCGCUAUUGCCCUGGUCGCUGGACCCAAUGGCGUUGCUUCCUUCUCCAUUGGUAUUCCCGAUGAUGUUUUCUCCAGCUUCCCCGCUGGAAACUUGUUCAUUAUCCUCUGGGAGAUCCUUGUUGAGCUCAUUGAGACACAGAAGCGUGCUGAGACCGACUGCACUCUUGAUGUCACUGUUGACGGUGAGAGCGUCUUCUCCGAGGGUCUCUCCACCGGCUCUGGCUCCAAGAGCUCUGACAGCACUUCUUCCUCUGGUAGCUCCCCCAACGUCGAGUUUGUUCAGUCUUGUGGUGCCACCUCCUCUCGUCUCGAAGUCUCUGAUCUUGCUGUCGGUCCCCCUGGUUCCAGCAACCCUGGUGGCGGCAACGGUGGCGGCAACGGUGGUUCUACUGACACCACUGGCACUGCUGAGCCUACCAACACCAACUCCGAGGGCGCUACUACCAACUCCGAGGGUCAGACCAUCGAGCCUACUGGCACUGAGACUGCUACCAACUCUGAGGGUGCCACCACCAACUCCGAGGGCGAGACUGUCUUCCCUACUGGCACUGAGACUGCUACCAACUCUGAGGGUGCCACUACCAACUCCGAGGGCGAGACCAUCCAGCCUACCGGUACUGAGACCACUGCUCCCACUUCUUCUGCUUCUUCUGCUCCUGGCUUCCCCGGCUCCAUCGGCGACUUUGCUUUCUUCGGCUGUGUCGGUUCCACCGAUGGCUUCCCUACCUUCGAGCUUCUCCAGACUUCUGGCUCUAUGGACCUCAACCUCUGCGCCAGCCUCGCUGAGGGCCGUGCUUACUUCGGUGUCCACGAUGAGGAGUGUUAUGCCGGUGACGAGAUCGACGGUGACAACACCAGCCGUGUCGACUCUGACCAGUGUGACAUCGAGUGCCCCGGUGACGACUCUGAGUUCUGUGGUGGUGAUGCUCCUCUUGCUCGCCGCAGCCGCAUCCACGCCCGCCAGGCUAUCCCCAACACCAUCCGCCUCACUGUCUACGUCGCUGUCAACGGCCCUGAUGUCACCCUCACCGAUGUCCUCACUGCUACCGUCACUGAUCAGUCUACCCUGACCACCACCUUCACCACCACCAUCUCCGAUGCCACUGCCACCCAGACCCAGACCGUCACUGCCAUCUACGUCUGCUCCAACGGCAAGUGCUACCCCGAGAACGACAGCGGCUCCAAGGUUGUCUUCAUCUUCGUUGGUUACCCCGGUGAGGACUGCGACGGCGAGCUCGUCUACAUCUCUGAGGCCUGCUCUUGCCAGGGUGGAUCUCAAUACGUCCCCAAGUACUGCUCUAACGGCAGCUGCCACGGCCUCACUGUCUACAAGCCUGAGGAGUGCAAGGACUGGUACAACCACGACAACUUCUUCGUUCCCGCCAACUGCGAUGUCUGCGAGCACGGUGAUAUCGUCUACAAGCCUUGGGAGAACUCCUGGGGUACCCCCGCUGAGUGCCACGAGGCUGAGAUCCCCAGCUGCACCAAGGAUACCUGCCCUACCAACGGCGGUGGCUCCAAGGGAGGCAAUGGCGGCAACGGCGGAAACGGUGGCAACGGCGGAAACGGUGGCAAUGGCGGCAACGGUGGAAACGGAGGUAACGGCGGCAAUGGAGGUAACGGUGGAAGCGGAGGCAACGGUGGAUCCGGCUCCAACGGUGGCUCUGGUUCCUCUGGUUCCAACGGCGGCUCUGGCUCCUCUGGUUCCAACGGCGGCUCUGGCUCUGAGGGCUCUGGCUCCAAGGGCAGCUCCGGUUCCGAGGGCUCCGGCUCCAAGGGCAGCUCCGGAUCUGAGGGCUCCGGCUCCAAGGGCGAGAGCGGCUCCAGCUGCGAGGGUGACCACUGUGUCCCCGUCACUGUCAGCAGUGCUGGCAAGCAGGCCGUCAGCGCCCUUGCUCUCCUCGCUGCUGUUGCCGCUCUUCUCUAA